CAUGCACUUCCUGCCUGGGCAGCUCACUCCAGGAAGAAGAAAUAAUGGCGACGCUAAAGGGGUCCGAAAGCCGCUGCAGAAGAGGAACACAAAGACAAUGCAGAUAUAAUAUCGUCUUCAAAUUCACGGACAGUAAAAUCACAGGCCGGACGUUCAGUCGUGGGACACAGCUCCCAGGAGGCCUCCUUCAAGAGAGAGACAAACGAGCCAAGUGGCAAGGCAUUCCGACUUUGCUGCAGAAUCUUUACGAGAGCAGCCAUCCCAACAGUGACCUCUCGGAUGCCCAUGAUCUGCUUAAGACGUUGUUGUCUCAGCUCUCUAUGGAGGCCAUGUCUUUUGUCACAGAAGACAGAAAGACGAUUCAGAAGUCCACCUUUCCCAACACGCACACUUUUGACCUCUUUGGUGGAGUCGAUCUGCUUGUUGAGAUCUUAAUGAGACCCACGCUUACUAUGCAGAAGAAAAAGCCCAAAAUGAAUGAUGAUUUGGUUAAGGAAUGUCUUAGUGUUCUCUACAAUUGUUGUAUCUGUGCGGAUGGAGUGACCAAGAGCUUGGCAGCUCGGGAUGACUUUGUUCUCUUCCUUUUCACCCUGAUGACAAACAAGGAGACUUUUCUUCAGACUGCAACUCUGAUGGAAGACAUUCUUGGAGUUAAAAAGGAGAUGAUCCAUUUAGACAGCAUCCCCAACCUUUCAGGCCUAGUUCAGAGCUUUGACCAGCAACAGCUGGCCAACUUCUGCCGAAUCCUGUCCGUCACCAUCUCAGAACCCGAUUUGGGAAACGACGACAAGCACACCCUGUUGGCGAAAAAUGCCCAGCAAAAACGCAAUUUAAGCCCGUCCCGUGCGGAGGUCAAUCAGGUCACCUUGCUGAACAUCCCCGAGUUUAUUGAGCGGCUGUGUAAGCUAGCUACAAGGAAAGUGUCGGAGGCCACAGGAGGAAACUUUCUGCAGGAGCUGGAGGAAUGGUACACGUGGUUAGACAACGCUCUAGUGCUGGACUCCCUCAUGCAGAUGGCGACAGAGGAGGCGGAACAAAGCAGCACAGAGUCAUCAGACGAAAGCUCCCUAGCCACCAGCCCGCUGAGACAUCGGCUCCCCCCGUCUAUGAAGAUCGUGCAUGAGAUUAUGUACAAAGUGGAGGUGCUUUAUGUGCUGUGUGUGCUACUCAUGGGCCGACAGAGGAACCAGGUGCAUAAGAUGCUGGCCGAGUUCCGUCUUAUACCAGGUCUCAACAACUUGUUUGACAAGCUCAUCUGGAGGAAAUACACCGUCACCAACCACGUCGUACACGGCCAAAACGAAAAUUGCGACUGUAGCCCCGAAAUAUCUUUCAAAAUCCAGUUUUUGCGCCUUCUCCAAAGUUUCAGUGAUCAUCACGAGAACAAGUACCUCCUGUUAAACAGUCAAGAACUUAAUGAACUCAGUGCCAUAUCCAUGAAGGCCAAUAUUCCUGAGGUAGAGGCUCUGGUCAACACAGACAGAAGUCUUGUGUGUGAUGGAAAGAAGGGCCUCCUCACGCGCCUCCUCACUGUUAUGAAGAGGGAGCCUCCAGACUCUUCAUUCAGGUUCUGGCAGGCGAGAGCAGUGGAAAGUUUCUUGAGAGGAGCCACCUCUUAUGCAGACCAAAUGUUCCUCCUGAAGAGAGGAUUACUGGAGCACAUCCUGUUCUGCAUCAUAGACAGUGGCUGCACGUCCAGAGACGUCUUACAGAGCUACUUUGACCUGCUCGGUGAGCUCAUGAAGUUCAACAUUGACGCCUUCAAAAGGUUCAACAAAUACGUCAACACACCUGAGAAGUUCCAGACCUUUCUGACACAGAUCAACAGUUCUUUGGUGGACUCCAACAUGUUGGUGCGCUGCAUCGUGCUGUCUUUGGACCGAUUUCAGAGCCAAACUGAAGACGUUAAAGUGGUGGAGGUCCUGUCCGAGUGCUGUCUGCUCUCCUACAUGGCCAAAGUAGAGAACAGACUUUCCUUCCUUUUCCGCCUGGUCAACAUCAUCAACGUGCAGACGCUCACACAGGAGAACGUGAGCUGUUUGAACACCAGUUUGGUCAUCCUCAUGCUGGCCCGUAGAAAGGCCAAACUUCCCUUCUACCUUAGCGCCUUGCGGGAGAAGGAGCACGCCGAGAAAUACCCCGGCUGUCUGCUCAACAAUUUCCGCAACCUCCUGCGCUUCUGGCAGUGUCACUACCUCAACAAGGACAAAGACAGCACCUGUCUGGAGAAUCUGCCGUCGACUUCCAUCAGAGACUGGCGUCAAGACACCCGUGGACACACCCCUCCGACUAUCAGAGCUCCUGCAUCCCCUUCAGCUACUGGAAGGAGACGGUGUCGGUGCUUCUUGGCUCUGACAGGACUUCUCUGUGUGCGAUAGUCAGCUACAUCGACGAGCCCUUUAUGGAUCUGGACAGAGACCUGCUGGAAGAUUGACCAGCGGCGGGCGGACCGUGUGCGACGGCGAGCGCGGGGGCCUGUGACACCGCUGCGGACUCCAAUGAGCUGAGCCAUGGCGGCACCUCGGAGCUCACAUGUCUGCCGUACGCUUCUUCUCAUAGAGGCCGGCCUCCAUUUUGUCUCUUAAGUGGUCUGCAAAGGACGCACAGCCCUCACUAACGUGACAACGUACGGACCUUCUGGGAAUGACGCCUGCAUUGGUUGUUUACUUUAGUUGGAAUCAGAAUAGAGCUUUUUUUAUAUUAAUCUUUACAAAAUUCUAUAGUGGGGGAAAAAGUUCUAUUCAGCAAAAUCAACCCGCUUUGAACACGGCCUCUGACGUCUGCUCCUUCAGCACCAAGGAAAUAGACUCUUCUCAGCGAUCCUCAGUUCCUGUUUCUCCAACUAAUAAUCGGUGCUUUCUGGCUCAGAACAAUUGUUUGCUUGUUAUGUGCACACGUCCACACCUCAUCUAACAUCCUUCAUUCUGGGAACUUUUUCAUCCAUCUGUUGAAAACCGGCUUUUAGCUUUAGAAUAAAACAUUGCACACACAUGAAUUUGUUUUUAUUGUUUAUUAAACAUUUGUUGAUUCAACCAUCAUAAUUGUAACAGUUUGUAUACUUUUGGGAAGAGAAUAAACUAUGCAGGCACUCGAAGCUUUUAGUUGAGACAUUUGUUCCAGCGACAAUCUUGUCAGCGCGUCGGCUCUUUUUGGUGAUUGGGGUUGCAAGGGGAAGUGGCAUUAAGACGCCGAGUGUGCAGCUGUUGAUGGACGCUGCGGACUUGUGAUGAAGUGAAUGAGCUACCUCACUGCACCGUUUAGAAAAGGACAGUUGUGUCACCCGACAUGUCCCACUUGGCUGAAUGUAUGACAUUUCUACACGCCUUGUGCACACCCUUUACACGCCCAAACAUUUUCUUUGCAUCUGCUGUCACUUAGCAUGUCUUAAACGUGAUGGUGCUUGUGUGCUUUGUAGUGACUUUCAUUCAAGUAUCGCGGACGUGUCCUCAAUGACAGCCGCAAGAUGUCGUACGCUGGAUGGAUGUUGGCCUGUAUGUGCUUGAAGUUUCCAAGACGCCUUAGCUUGAAGAAGUGAUGGGGGAGGAAGCUCUAGACUUUAAUCAUGCAUAGUGAGAAUGUUGCAUUUGCCACUAAUUGAUGUAAUAUUCAGCACAAUGGAGGACAUUUGCACAUAUUCCAAUUGGUCCUACUCACAUGCAGGGAGACUUCUUUCUCACUGAAACAACACUCACAGUCGUUUAGUCGUACAAACUGAAUAACUUCUGUAACCAACCUAUCCGAUAUUGGUGUUGAGCUUCAUUUUCCUUUGUCCAAUAAAGUCCAUUCAUUAGAGUCA
Messenger RNA from Nerophis ophidion (straightnose pipefish), 3796 nucleotides. RefSeq names its product transient receptor potential cation channel, subfamily C, member 4 associated protein a (gene trpc4apa). Gene Ontology annotation, molecular function: phosphatase binding. Lineage: Eukaryota; Metazoa; Chordata; Actinopteri; Syngnathiformes; Syngnathidae. Bases 45 to 2378 code for a protein of 777 amino acids. The transcript is spliced from 19 exons. The record is from RefSeq and is a predicted model, not a curated record. Gene Ontology annotation, cellular component: Cul4A-RING E3 ubiquitin ligase complex. Gene Ontology annotation, biological process: ubiquitin-dependent protein catabolic process.